AUGGCUCAAAUUGCAAAGGCUGAGGGUCAAGCAGAGAUAAAAUCGUCAGCGGACAAGUUCUAUGGCUUUUUUAAGAACAACAUGAGCUCUUUUGUUCAGAUGUUCCCUCAAAUACUUAAGAGCUUUGAAGUUGUAGGGGGAGGUGAGAUCAGAACUGGCUCAGUGACAAAAUGGGCAUUCAACAUUGGUAGGGGCGUGGAAACAGCAAAACUUAAAAUCCAAGAAGCAGAUGAUGAAAACACUUCAAUCUCGUUCAUUGGACUUGAAGGAGAUAUUUUGAAGGAUUAUAAGAGUUUCAAGGAGAAACUCCAAGUUGUUAGAGCAGCUAAUGGCGGGAGCAUAGUGAAAUGGACAUUUGAGUGUGAGAAGGCGGAUGCGAAUGCACCUGAUGCAAAACCCUAUGCGGACCUUUCAGUUCAAGUUUCCAAGGCCAUUGAUGCUUACCUUUGCAGAUCUUGA
Fragaria vesca subsp. vesca is the source of this 459-nucleotide messenger RNA. RefSeq names its product MLP-like protein 31-like. Lineage: Eukaryota; Viridiplantae; Streptophyta; Magnoliopsida; Rosales; Rosaceae. The transcript is spliced from 2 exons. The coding region runs from base 1 to 459 and encodes 152 amino acids. Gene Ontology annotation, biological process: defense response. The record is from RefSeq and is a predicted model, not a curated record.